UUAAAGCAGCCUAAAACAUCGGAAUGACCGUAGCGAAAAAAUUGCUGUUGUUUUGACGCCUGAAAGCUGAUUGGCUUUGGAUUGUAGGCGAAGGUCAAGUCUUCGGACCCUGUUCACAAAUCAUAGUGGAGAUGGCUUCAGACUUUGACUGGAAAAAUGCCUCGCCCAAUUCUUUAUAUUUCCUCCUCGAUGCCUCCCGUCCAUAAGCCAAGUCUCAAGCAUUUCCUCACUUGUAAGAGAGAUGGACAAGGUAUUUAUGCGACAAGAAGUUUUGCUGGGACACCUCAGCAGCACUCCACGAACUUCCUCGGAUCUCCUGGUUUCUUCAUCUCCGUGUGCUGCAUCUUAUGAGCGGACUCCCGAGUACAGUGAUGAUAUUGUCAUUGUGGCGGCAUAUAGGACCCCUAUAUGCAAGGCCAAACGUGGGGGUUUCAAGGAUGCUCGUCCAGAGGAUCUGCUCGAGCCUGUUUUAAAGGCUGUGGUUGAAAAGACUGGAAUCAGGCCAGAUGAAGUUGGUGACAUUGUUGUUGGAACAGUUCUGGCCCCUGGUUCUCAGAGAGCCAUGGAGUGCCGUGUGGCUGCUUUCCUUGCAGGAUUUCCAGAGACUGUGCCUAUCAGGACGGUCAACAGACAAUGUUCUUCUGGACUUCAGGCUGUAGCUGACGUGGCUUCUGCUAUCAAAUCUGGAUACUACAACAUUGGGAUUGGGGCAGGGUUAGAGUUAAUGUCAGAGCAUUCCAUAGGUUGGAGACGCAAUGAUAAUCCAAGGGUUCAGACGAACCAAAAAGCGCGGGAUUGCUUGAUUCCAAUGGGCAUUACUUCUGAAAAUGUCGCAGAGCGAUAUGGAGUUUUAAGAGAGGAACAAGAUGAGGCGGCUGUUCGAUCUCAUAAAAAUGCACAGGCGGCAACAGCUACAGGAAGGUUUCAAGAUGAAAUCAUUCCAGUACAUACUCAGAUCGUUGAUCCGAAAACUGGGAACAAAACGUCUGUAACUAUUUCGGUAGAUGAGGGGAUUCGGGCAAAUACAUCUAUGUCUAGUCUUUCUAAGCUCAACCCUGCUUUUAAGAAGGGUGGCAGCACUACUGCAGGAAAUUCGAGCCAAGUUAGCGAUGGAGCAGCUGCUGUCCUCCUUAUGAGGAGGGCAAUGGCUGUGACAAAAGGAUUACCGAUUCUUGGAGUUUUCAGGAGUUUUGCAGCAGUUGGAUGUGAUCCAGCUGUAAUGGGAAUAGGCCCAGCUGUUGCAAUACCAGCAGCAGUAGAGGCAGCUGGACUGCAAAUCAAUGACAUUGAUCUUUAUGAGAUUAAUGAGGCAUUUGCAUCCCAAUAUGUGUACUGCUGUAAGAAAUUGGGCCUGGAUUCAGAAAAAGUGAAUGUAAAUGGUGGAGCCAUUGCUCUUGGUCACCCACUUGGAGUAACAGGGGCUCGGUGUGUAGGAACAUUGCUCCAUGAAAUGAAGCGCCGCGGUAAAGAUUGCAGGUUUGGAGUUGUGUCCAUGUGUAUAGGUACUGGGAUGGGAGCUGCAGCAGUGUUUGAGUGUGGCAGUGAUCACUUGAGCAAUGCCAGAUCAAACACAACAAAUAAUUUGCUUUCCAAUGUUUAGCAGAAAACGGGGUCAAUCUUUUAUUAAGCAAUACUAUUUGACUUAUAUGAUUGAGUGUGGCAGUGAUCAAUUGAGCAAAUGCCAGAUCAAACACAACAAAUAAUUUUCUAUGGAUGAAAGUAGGUUCAUACUUGAUUUACAGAAUAAAUUCCGAAAAGCAAAGUGUCAGGGUAGGCUGAAGAUUUUGAAAGGGUGAUCAUUAGUUCUAUUCAACUUUUAAAUAAAAUUUGAUUUAAACGUGAAAACUUAUAUCUCAACUAAAUGGAUUGAAGUUUUGCAUAUGAUUGCUGUAAUUGAGUUUCACCUUGACUACAAUGUCAAAUAAUUUGUAAACCAGAUGGUUUUGAAACAAUCGUUCAGGCUAUUUACUACUGGUUAUUAUAUCAGGGCAUGUUUUGAUUGAAUAAGCAUCCAUUUGUGCUGCAUGCAAUAAAGAUAGUCGGGCUAAACUUAGAUGAAAAAA
This is a messenger RNA of Cryptomeria japonica (Japanese cedar), 2063 nucleotides long. RefSeq names its product 3-ketoacyl-CoA thiolase 1, peroxisomal. The transcript has 14 exons. Gene Ontology annotation, biological process: phenylacetate catabolic process; fatty acid beta-oxidation. Bases 242 to 1600 code for a protein of 452 amino acids. Gene Ontology annotation, cellular component: peroxisome. Lineage: Eukaryota; Viridiplantae; Streptophyta; Pinopsida; Cupressales; Cupressaceae. Gene Ontology annotation, molecular function: acetyl-CoA C-acyltransferase activity. The record is from RefSeq and is a predicted model, not a curated record.